AUGACCUCCCUCACUACCACGCUUGUCGCACCGAUGGGUGUCGCUGCAGAAAAACAAUGUCCUAUGUGCUGGGGAGAAGGAUUUCUCCAAGAUGGUUCUGGCACUCACGAUAGAAUCCAGGAGUUAGAGGGGCAGGUGCAUGCGUUGACAGCGCGCGCGUCAGCUACAGCCUCCAAACUCAGCGAGUACGAAGAUGAAGUCCGACACCCCCCCUCCCAAACCGACCAGUCACCACAACGCCCAACAACCUCAGACUCCCAACCCCAAACAUACCACAGCCGCCUCACAAACCUCGCCUCUCUUCUCCCCUACCGACGCGGCAGCGCAACCCCCGCUACCGCACUCCCAACAUCCAGCGGUCUCCCAAGCACCCCGACCGCGUUGACAACUCCUAUCCCACACAUGUCCCCCGCGAACAGCGAGCACACUGCCGAGCUGCAGGAUGCGCUUACGCGCGAACAGAGACGGCGCGAGGCUGCCGAGUCGCAGCUUUCGCAGGCGAGUACUGAGCUAGAGGAGUUGACUGUGCAGCUUUUCAGUCAGGCGAAUGAGAUGGUUGCGGAGGAAAGGAGGGCUCGCGCGAAGCUUGAGGAGAGGGUUGCUGUGUUGGAGAGAAGGGAUGUUGAGAAGCGCAGUCGGUUGGAGAGGUUGGAGAAGGCUAUGGCGCGUGUGGAACGGUUGAGGGCUUUGGUUAAUCACCAAUGA
This is a messenger RNA of Penicillium robsamsonii, 705 nucleotides long. RefSeq lists its product as uncharacterized. Gene Ontology annotation, molecular function: guanyl-nucleotide exchange factor activity. NCBI's taxonomy places the organism in Eukaryota, Fungi, Ascomycota, Eurotiomycetes, Eurotiales, Aspergillaceae. Gene Ontology annotation, cellular component: cell tip; Golgi to plasma membrane transport vesicle. Gene Ontology annotation, biological process: exocytosis. Bases 1 to 705 code for a protein of 234 amino acids. The record is from RefSeq and is a predicted model, not a curated record. The transcript has 3 exons.